UGGUUCUCAGUCGGUGUGUUUCCAUCGGGGUCGACUCAUAAGCAGCUUCUAGACGAGUUGGUUACCAUCUCGAGUGUAUCCCUCAGUUACCAACGCGAGUACGGAAUACUAGGCUAGGCUGCUACUAGGAGCAAGCAUUUCUGAAGGAACGGAAAGAAGGUUCCGUACUAUAUAGUAGCUUGCUCUCACCUGGUCACAUGCCACAAUCCCGAUACUCGCCGCGCUUCCUGCAAUCAAUUUCCAGACGUCCUGUUUUGAGCAGAUAAUAUCCUUGUACAUAGGUAUCUGACCUGCGGUUACGUUACUAAGUGAAAAUUAGACGCGCCUCAAGAGAUCAUUUCUUCAUCUGGCAUAGCAUUUCGAGUAGAUGAAGACAGAUACGCCAACGGUUUUCGUCGCGCUUUGCACGUGGCUGCUCCUUUGCACCACCGCACGAGCACAGGGGGACGUCGGAGCAGCCUCGAUUUCCCCGCUAUUACCUAAGAAGACCGGCCCUUCCAAGUCCGGGCCUAUCUACUACGGCAACCCAGACCUCCAAUCCAACCCGCCCAAGUCCGGCUCUCCUAAGUCUGGUUCGUCCAAAACCGGCUCCUCGAAACCCGGUUCGUCGAAGUCUGGUAACCCGGUAACCGGGGGCACCCCCACAGCGGGGCCGCGAUGCGUCAACCGCUUUCCGUCGCGACCGCUCUGCAAGUUCGUCGACAGCCUUCGCGGGGCCGGCAAUGUUGGGACGGCCUCCAAGGUCGAACCAGGUGGCACGGGCGGCAAGGCUGGGGCGGCCCGCACGGGCGGCUGGAUGGAGCUGGUGGACGGCACGAGCGGGAAGAUUCUGCGGAUCGGAGCGUAUCAGAUCCGGCAGAAGUUCCACCGAGAUCUGCCGCCCACGAAGCUGUACGCGUUUGGGACGAGCCGCGCGCGCGCGUCUUACCCGGGGCCUACUAUAUUGGCGAGGAAAGGCGUGAUGACUAAGAUUCGGUGGGAGAAUCACCUAACGGACGCGAAGCACAUGUUGCAAGUCGACUACACGAUUAAUAAAGACGUCCCUAGACCGUCCCGCGGCGGCAUCCCCAUAGUUCCGUUCAGGCACGGAGGCCAGGUGCGCAGUGCGUACUCCGGCCACCCCCAGGCGUGGUUCACACAGUACGGCGAGCUUGGUCCCGCCUUCUCUCCCCGCUCCUCCUCCCGCUCCUCCCGCUCUUCCCGCUCGUCCCUCUCCUCUCCUUCCUCUCCUUCCUCCUCGGAAGCUCCUCAGGAGCAUUCCUACUACUCUCAGACAUACAAGUACCUGAACCAGCACUCUGCUGCGCUGCUGUGGUACCGGGAUCGCACGCAGGGCAUGGGGAGGCUGAACCUUUUAGCGGGGUUGGCAGGCCUCUGGAUUCCCAAGGGGGAUUACAGCAUGGCUCUGGUCAUUGCGGAUCGCACGUUCCGAGCUAAUGGGUCGCUGUACUACCCGAGGAGAGGGGUGGUGCCUGAUGUGCACCCCAACUGGGUUAAUGGGUUCUACGGCAACACUAUAGUUGUUAAUGGCUUGGUGUGGCCCUACCUAAAGGUGCGCCCAGCGCUGCACAGAUUCCGUCUGCUAUCAGCUGCCAAUGCCCGCUUCUUCAACCUCUCAUUUAUCUGUGCCGAUCAGGCCGACUACCCCAACUUCCACCCUCCCCUGAAGGGCCAGAGGGUCAAAUUCGCCCAGAUUGGCGGUGAUGCUGGUUACCUCGUCCGCCCAUCCUACAUCCGCUCUCUCCUGCUAGCCCCGGGGGAGCGGAAGGACAUUGUCGUUGACUUCUCCUCGCUGCCCUCUCUCUGCCGCGAUGUGAUUGUAACGAAUUCGGCCCCCGCGCCUUUCCCGAACGGUGCGCGUCCGGACAGGAGCACGGGGCUGGUGAUGCGGAUUGUGGUAACGAGGAGUAAGAAGAUCCCCAGCCCGAAAAUACCCGAGAGAAUAGCGAACACCCUCCCCAAGAUCGACCUGGCUCAGGCAGCCAAGGAGCGGUGGAAGAUGCUGGUGACAGUUGAAGACCCAGUGUCAGACGCCCCACUGAGUGGGUUGAUUGACAACAAGGGCUUUAAGGACGUGGCUAGUGAAGCACCCAGAGUGGGAACAUACGAGCUAUGGCACAUAGUCAACCUCUCCCCCAUCGCCCACCCCAUCCACAUCCCCCUAGCCCUCCACCGCCCCAUCUCCCGCCGUCGAUUUGACACCGAGGCCUUUCUGGACGGUUUCUGUGCGUUGGAUCGGGCCCUGGGGUGGGCGAGCUACAGUAGAGCUGGUAACCGCAGCAACAGCAAGAGCGGCAGCAGUGGUAACAGUGGGAGCAGCAGCAGCAACAGCAGCAGCAACAACAACAGGAGAGAAGAAAAGGAGGUGGAGGUGGGGAAAGCGGCAAGGAAAGCAGUUGAGGCAAGCAAGGCAAGCAAGGCAGUUGACAGAACCCCGCGUUCAUGUUUUAUAAAGAAACCCAAGGGAAUACCGGGAGGUGAGAGGCUGGGGUGGCAAGACACCAGCGUGGUUUGGCCAAGGCAGGUGCUUACACUAUGGGUCGCUUGGGGCAGCGCAGAUAGCCUCGGGGGAGGGGGGGCGGAAGGGGGGAAAGGAGGAGGAGGGGGAAGAAAGGGAGGAGGGAGUGGGAAGGGGUGGGGAGGGUUUGGGUUUGAUGCGACCAGGGGGCCUGGUUAUGCGUGGCACAGUGGCAUUGCCGAGUACAUGGACAAUGAGGCGAUGCGGCCGAUAAUUGUGCGGGCGGCAAGGUGACAGAGGUGCUGCUGAGAAUGACCAAGAAAGCUACUAGGGGACCUGGGUACGCAUGCAAGCUAUGAGAGGCGCAUGGCAUAGUGGCAUUGCAGGGUACAUGGACAGUGAGACGACGAGGCCUCUGGUCUGGUAGUGCACGCAGCCAAGUGAUCUUAAAGGUGCCCCUGGGAUCAGACAGAGUCAAUUGAUACAGUGAGACACAGUUGUAUGACGGAUCACAUGGAUACAACAAUGAGGCGAUGACGCCGAUAGUGGUACAUGGACAGUGAGACGAUGAGGCCUCUGGUCUGGUAGUGCUCGCAGCCAAGUGAUUGUGAAGGUGCAGCUGGCUUCAGACAGGGUCAAUUGAUACAGUGAGGCACCACGGCAUUACAGAGUACAUGGAUACCACAAUGAGGCUAUGGGUAUGAGGCCGAUAAUUGUGCACGCAGUCAAUGACAAUUGCGCAUGCCAAGGCGAUAUGUCGGCCAUGUGGCAUUCUAGACCAUCCUGCAGUGCACACUACACAAGCUGCGCCUGCUUUCAUCAGCGUAUAUUGCCAUAUGUCAGCUCUAUACAUUGUAACUACGGUAACGUUUAUCAGAAUAGC
Messenger RNA from Closterium sp. NIES-67, 3341 nucleotides. The record is from the annotation of a GenBank genome assembly. Lineage: Eukaryota; Viridiplantae; Streptophyta; Zygnematophyceae; Desmidiales; Closteriaceae.